UGAAUUACAGAAGAAUUGCCAUAAUCUUUCACAGAGCAGUGCCUAAAGGAUAAACGAAAAUGGUGGGGUGUUUGGUCGGGACAAAUACAUUCUCCCCACCUUUCGAAACAAAUUCCCCUACUCCUCUAAAACGUUAGCACGUCGCGGUUCGCUAUCGCACGGAAUCACGGACAAAUCAAACAUGGCGAUUCAGUCGCUGUUUGCAGUGAAGGCGUACGGUUCGUAAAACGGUAGUGGAAGGUAUUGGUGGAUGAAAUAGUGUUUUUAAAUGGUAAUGAUUGUUUGUACCACUGCGGCUCGCCGAAUUUUGGUCAAUAUUACAAAUAUGGAGAAUCAUGAUGUCAAAACAGUAAUGGAGAAAGUGUCAGAUGGCAUUGAUAAAGUACGUGACGUGAAGGGCGUACAAGCAGAGCCGACGCCUGCGGCGUCAUCGUUACCUGCUUCGGACCAAGUGUCGCUCUCUACUGGAGAAAAUAUAAACAAAUAUGAAUAUAUCAAUAGGAAAACCUGUUCUAAAUUAUUAGUAAAAAAUUCUAAAAAAUUUGAAAGUGGUAGUGGUAGUGGAGAUCAAGAGGGAGGUCAGCAUGAGGAUGGAAUUGAUAUUGCAGCAAAAAAAAGAAAGACUCGUAGAGGUAAACCUAAGCAUAGAAAAUUAAAACCAUAUUCAAAACAACAGUUAUCGUAUCACCAACAGCUGCGACAUAGAUAUAGAGGUCGAUUAGCAAAAACUGGUAGACAGCCUCCAGCACCAUAUAAUACUACACAAUUCCUUAUGGACGAUCACAGUGAUCUUCCAAAUCUUGACCAAAAGCUUUUAGAAGAAUUAUCUGCUACCUUUCAAAAACCAUCAGCCCCUUCUCGUACACGAGAUUCUAGUUUCAGUGUUGACUCUGAUGAGGAUUAUUUCUAUUCGUCUCCAGAAGAUGAAGAAGAAUUCUUGACAAAAGAAUUCUCAACUGCAUAUGAAGAUCUUCAUGCUGAAAGAUUAAGUACAUUAAGUAAAUCAGAACUGAUACAGGAAUAUCUGCAAUUAGAAGCAAAAGUAGAUUUAUUGACAAAACGACUACGUGGUAAAAAUUUUCAUCAAACAGAACAACGGGACUUGGAAAGCAACAGUAGUAGUACAGAUUCAGAAUCAGCAAAGAAAUUAAAAAUCUGUCAACAACGGAUUGAUGAUUUAAUACAACAAAAUGAACAGUUAAAGCGAGAAAAUGAAUCAUUAAGGGCUGAAAGGCAUGGCAGUCCAGUUUCAAGUGUUGAUAGCGAAAGCGACAGUGAUAGUACAAGUGAUGGGAAUAGGAGCAGCUGUAGUCUGGGAUUUGUUUAUAUAAGUAAAAGUAAUCGAGGUACAGACACCUCUGUGUCUAGUACUGAUAGUAAAAGUGAUACUUGUGAUAGUAGCUCAAGUGAGAAUUCUAAAGCAUCUAUGACCCCAGUUAAUCUUUCAAAUGGCCAUGUACCCAUUCAAAAAAUUGAUGAUCUCCCUACAUAAAUUAUAAAGAGCUGUUUUUACAUACAAAAGUCUAUUCAAUGUUUUAUGAAUUAACGUACAAGUCAUAUUAAAUAUGUCACUGGUCCUGCAUAUUUGCUUUACUCCUAUCAGUUUAGGAAGCAAGACUGGUUUAAAUGCAACAUUGUUGUAUGUACUUAUGCAACAAAAAUCCUCUUCCUGAUACAAGAUAUGUAACCUUAGAUUAUCCUUAAAUGUGCCCUUACAAUUUCUUUUCCAUAUUUCUGUUAAGACUGUUUUGUGUAAA
This is a messenger RNA of Eufriesea mexicana, 1757 nucleotides long. Its product is annotated as Hexamethylene bisacetamide inducible. Gene Ontology annotation, molecular function: cyclin-dependent protein serine/threonine kinase inhibitor activity; 7SK snRNA binding. The transcript has 2 exons. Lineage: Eukaryota; Metazoa; Arthropoda; Insecta; Hymenoptera; Apidae. Gene Ontology annotation, cellular component: nucleoplasm; cytoplasm; nucleus. The coding region runs from base 269 to 1492 and encodes 407 amino acids. Gene Ontology annotation, biological process: negative regulation of cyclin-dependent protein serine/threonine kinase activity; negative regulation of transcription by RNA polymerase II. The record is from RefSeq and is a predicted model, not a curated record.